Messenger RNA from Pararge aegeria (speckled wood butterfly), 1269 nucleotides. Its product is annotated as brachyurin-like. NCBI's taxonomy places the organism in Eukaryota, Metazoa, Arthropoda, Insecta, Lepidoptera, Nymphalidae. Gene Ontology annotation, molecular function: serine-type endopeptidase activity. The transcript is spliced from 6 exons. Gene Ontology annotation, biological process: proteolysis. The record is from RefSeq and is a predicted model, not a curated record. Bases 412 to 1269 code for a protein of 285 amino acids.
UAUAUAUAUAUACAACAUACAUAUUAUGUGUAAGGUCACGUUUUUCAAUGUAAUUAAUGCACAAUAAGUAUGUACAUGUAUACGCUCAUACAUACUUCAUAUUUCUUAUCACAUAUAUUAGGCAGUUGUAUAAAAUAUAUUUUCCUUUAUGUAAAAUAGUCUAACUGAGUACCUACUGAAAGGUAGAAUAAUACCUGUAACUGGCGACGCGAGUUAGUAAAACACAUGCCUGAUUCGCUGUCAGACGUUUAUAGUGUGUUUCUGGACAUAGACAAUACAACGAUUUAAUUUCUAUUAAUACGCGUUGCCUUUUAAAAAUCCUAAGCACUACUCAAACCUUACGUUAGUGUAUGGGCAACACAACGGUUAAAAUUUAGGGUGCGCUUUAAUUUUUAGAAGGAUUUCAGUAGCAUGUUCAUGAAAUUAUUCUAUGCGUGGCUGAUUUGCUUAGCUGUAGCUGUAACGGCCUACGAGCCGAUUACUGUCAACUACCAUGAAGACGUCGGUAUUCCUGAGGCGGCUCGCAUCAGAAAAGCGGAGGAAGCCAUUGACUUUGAUGGCAGCAGGAUUGUAGGUGGAACCACUUCUGCUCUAGGUGCCCAUCCUCAUAUGGCAGGUCUGGUCAUUGAUCUAGUGGGUGGAAGGGAAUCGGUGUGCGGUGCUUCUCUACUGUCCAACUCCAGAUUAGUGACAGCAGCUCACUGCUGGAGGACUGCACGCAACCAGGCGGUUCAGUUCACAGUCGUCCUCGGAUCUAUUCGGCUCUUCAGCGGAGGCAAUCGGCUGGUCACCUCCAGAGUCACUUUACACGAAAACUACAACAUGGCCAAUCUGAACAAUGACGUUGGAAUUAUAACUAUCAGUCCCGUCACAUUAAACGCUCAAGUUAAUCGGAUCAACCUCGCCCGUGGUAACGAUAACUAUAUCGGUCAAUUCGCUACAGCUGUUGGUUUUGGCAGAACUGGUGACGCCAACCCUGUCACGCAAAACCAAGUUCUAAGGCAGGCGAACUUGCAAAUUAUCGACAACGACUUCUGCACCCGUAUCUACGGCAACAACGUGGUUAUAGAUUCAACUCUCUGCUGCGCUGGUGGAAGGCAGAACGUCUGCGGGGGCGACUCCGGUGGCCCUCUAACCCUUAACUCUGGUUCCGCCCGCAUACUGGUUGGUAUCGUGUCAUUCGGUUCGAGUUCCGGCUGUGAGCGCGGCCACCCGUCUGGCUUCGCCAGGGUCACCUCGUUCGAGUCCUGGAUACGCAGACACAUAUAA